Messenger RNA from Alternaria novae-zelandiae, 1893 nucleotides. RefSeq lists its product as uncharacterized. Gene Ontology annotation, molecular function: protein binding. The transcript has 2 exons. The record is from RefSeq and is a predicted model, not a curated record. Bases 1 to 1893 code for a protein of 630 amino acids. Lineage: Eukaryota; Fungi; Ascomycota; Dothideomycetes; Pleosporales; Pleosporaceae.
AUGCGUUUCUAUCUCGUUUGCCUUCUAUCAUUUGCUCGCUCAACAGUCCUUGCACAUCAUCCCGAAGAAUGCCCAUCCAAUUCGACACGCCACAUUCAGUACCCGACAUGCCUUGGGCUGCCGGGGGUCUAUCUCGUCAAAGCAAGCGAAGGAAAGGGUCUGGGUGUUUUUGCUGCUCAUGAUAUGGACAUAGGCGACAUCGUCAUGCGCGAGACGCCCGUCCUCAAGAUUCGUUUGCCAAAGCUGGCGAAGGGGAGCCCAUAUCCAAUGGCAGCUGUCGCUAUGCUACUCCAAGAGCAAUUUGACACCCUAUCGCUAGAGUCACAAGAGGAGGUCCUCUCUUUAACACAUCAGGCAAAAGCUGUUGACAGCAAUUCUCAAGAUACUCUGGGCACCAUCUUCCGCAACAAUGCCUACAACACCGGCGAUCAGGUCGGCCUAUUCCCCAAAAUCGCUCGCAUCAACCACUCAUGCCGGCCAAACACUAGCUACUACUGGAGCGAAAAGCUAAACAAGCGCAUCGUCUACGCGACACGCAAGAUCAAGGCAGGGGAAGAAUUCUUCGUGUCUUACAUCUCCCUGUUGCUCAGUCGGGAAGAUCGCCAAAAGCAGCUUGAUCGAUAUGGCUUCCAGUGCCACUGUGAAGCAUGUGCACAUGAGCGAGCCGCUCAGAUAGCUAGCGACAAUCGCCGCAUCACCAUCAAAAACGCAUUCUCCAAGUUCGAACCGCAAAUGGUGCUGAUGGCGCCACAGUCCAAGGCCGGGAAGCGUCAGGCGCAAAAGGACGCUGAGGUGAGCGUUCAACUUGCCGGACUAGUAGAGGAGGAAGGACUUGCCGACUACUAUGCCAAAGCCUACAGAAUUGCCGCUAUAAGCCAUGCCAGAGUGGAAGAUUGGGCGACCGCUGCGAGAUGGGCGAACCGAGCCUACGAAAUACGUUACAUGGAGGAUCCGGACUCGAAGAGCACCAACAUGAGUCUAUCGCAAAUUACGCCCAGCAUGUCCAAGCAGAGACUCAUCGACCGCGACGAGCGAACUCGCAAAAAGCCAAUGCGCAUCCUCGUUCUGGGAAUGUGUCGUACGGGAACAACCACUAUCGCAGUCGCACUCCGUAAACUUGGCUAUACCUCGCAUCAGAUGCGCGAUGUGCUUGCCAAACCUUCUGAACUCGCGCUGUGGGAAGAAGCUGUCAACGUCACCCUGUUACCGCCCCAAGAACGGCCUUCAAAUCAACAGAAGAUGGAACCGUAUGGCAAGGAAGAGUUUGACAAACUAUUGGCCGACUACGAUGUCGUUAUGGAUCUACCCAGUUGUGUGUUCGCAACGGAACUGGUGAAGGCCUACCCACAAGCCAAGGUCAUCCUGACGAAGAGGCGGUACGAAGACUGGGAACAAAGCAUGCAAGACAGUAUAUGGUGUCUUGAUACAUGGCGGCUAUUCACUCUCUGCCGUCAACUCAACAUCACACAGUUGGCCCCAUUAAUGCGACUGGUACAUGCCAUAUUCCAGGUGCACAACGGUAACCAAUACGGUGGCCAGGCAGCGAAAUCGGCAUUCAACCAGCAUUACGACACUGUACGCUCGUUGGUACCUCAAAGUCAAUUACUGGAGCUCGACACUGACGGAGAACUGAAAUGGGAGCCCCUCUGCGAGUUCUUGGGCAAAGCGGUACCGAAGGAGGGUUUUCCGAAAACCAGCGAAGACAAGGCCAUGCGCAAAGGUCUUGAGAAUGCAUGGUGGGGCAUGGUUCAAUACUUUGUCAUGUUGAUCCUUCUUCCGGGGCUUGUCGUGGUUGGAUCCGCCAUGUUGUACACAUAUGCGGAUGAGGUGAGGGCGUAUCGAGAUGGUUGGUUAAUGGUCGCAAAGAAGUACAUGGAAACGGGAGAGUUGUAA